AGACUGUUUCUAGUCCACCUGCCUCCUCUGGUCCGAUCAGGUGACCUGUUGUACUGAAGGAGAAGUGAAGACCAGGUAACUGGAGUGGCUGAAAUCUGAUCCUCGCUGACUGCUGCCUCGAAAGUGAGCAGGAAGUUUCACGGUGCGAAUGGCAGGAAGUACAGUGACGAGGUCGUUCCAGGAAUUCUAACUGCAGUUUUCCCUGUGUGUGUCGGAGAGCCCGACAGACAAAGACGGACCCCCGGCCAGAUCUCCAUCUCUUUUCCUCACCCUCGUCAUACCUCCCUCACUUCCUCACCCCUCAUACAAUAGAUUUCCCCUUCUCAAGCCUGAGGGGGAAAAGGUGGAGGGGGGGAGGGAUACAGUUUCUGGACAACAAUGGAAACUCAAUCAGGAAAUGGAGAGGAGUUGACCUCGGGCUUCGCUGUCGGUCGUCCCUGUGGGCCGCAGGUAGAGGCAGCGGAUGAGCCGGUGCUCAGAGAGGACCUGCAGGCUGCUAAGAGGAUCGAGAGGUUUGACAUCCCUCUUGAAAGUCUGAAGAAGAUGUUUGAGAAGCCGGCCGUGACCGAUAUGGAAGUGACAGCCAUCCACACCUCCCCGUCCAAACGAGUGACGUCCAGUUCUCUCCAGUCGACAGAUCCGACCAUGGCCUCACCGCAGGACACCUCUCUUUCUGCAGGCAGCCCAGGUAGACCCGGGUCCGGACGUCCCGAGGAGAGGGCCCCGAGUGCUGAGGACCAGGAGGCCGAGCCAGUGUCAGUAAAAGAGCGGCUGGCGAUGUAUCAGGCGGCCGUGUCCAAAAAAGAAACCAGUGCUUCCUGCUCCACUGCGAUGAUGGAGGAGUCGGAGGCGUGCUCACUGCCCGGCGGCCUCGCCAGUGUGAAGAAACAGUUUGAGAACCAGGAGUUCACGUCUUCAUCGUCCCAGUCCAGCGUCACCCAGUUUCACUUCCAGCAGAAAUCCGUCCAGCUGGAGGAGCAGGGGCGGGGUUUGCUGGCGGUGGAUUCUUGA
Molecule: messenger RNA, 1011 nt
Organism: Paralichthys olivaceus (Japanese flounder)
Lineage: Eukaryota; Metazoa; Chordata; Actinopteri; Pleuronectiformes; Paralichthyidae
Source: RefSeq, a predicted model, not a curated record